AUGGACUACUUCACCAACCCGGAUGACAUCCCGGCCGACUCGACAUUGGUCCUGCAACAGCUUCCGAAGAGGACGUGCAACCGUCUCUUUCAGCAGCAAAUGCAGGCCGCUGAGGUCGUCGAGGCGUGGGGGAUCUACUACAAGGAGGACUGGGACUGGGAGAGGAUCUGGUGGCUCCUAGGGCUUGCGUUCUUCCCCCCGAGUAUGCUAUUCGGGAUUCUCUGGGGAGUCUUGAAACAGGAUCUCCAGAGCGCUUUUGGGAUUGCCAGCUGGUGGAUGACGGGGGCGACGAUAAUUUUCGGCAUCGUCGGGACCAGAUCAUGGGCGCACUGA
Colletotrichum destructivum is the source of this 333-nucleotide messenger RNA. RefSeq lists its product as uncharacterized. The transcript has a single exon. The coding region runs from base 1 to 333 and encodes 110 amino acids. Lineage: Eukaryota; Fungi; Ascomycota; Sordariomycetes; Glomerellales; Glomerellaceae. The record is from RefSeq and is a predicted model, not a curated record.